AAAAAGGAUAUAUAAACAAGGGCUCUAAAAUUAUCAUUUCUUUAUUGUCUUUGCCUUAUCAAAAAGAAGAAGAAGGAUGCGAGGCUUAACUUUUAUCGCCGUUGUUGCUGCUGCUCUUGUUGGUCUCUCAAGCGCUGCUGAUCUGAGUGCUAGAUCAAGCGAAUCUAAGUUUCAUAAAGAUGAAUAUCAUCCUCAAUCUCGUCCAAAAGCAUGUCCUCCAGGUCUAAAGUACGACAUUGGUCGCAAAACUUGUAUAAAAAUUAAUGUCGAACAACUCAAGAAGCGUUGCACAGGAGUCCCUGAUGAAGAGUGUUAUGAAUAUUCCUUUGAUUCGCAAGGUUUUGAACAGGUCAAUCUGAAAAAAAGAGUACUGGAUAAGAAAAGAGCAAAGAAACCUGGUCUUUUCGAUGAUCUUCUAGGGCAUCUUUUAAAUAGCCCAAAUGGCGCUAAAGAUGGUAAAGGCUCUCAUAGAGUUAAACCUGCUGGUCCCGUUACUCCAAAUGAAAUCUCUCCUGCUCAAACUGGUCCUAGUACUAAAGGUACUGCCAGUGGUCAAGGCCCCACUCCUAGGUUAAAAAAGAGAAGAAUACCUAUUAGAAAAUCCCCAACUCGGCCAAUGAGACAAGUUGGUGCUCCUGCUUCCCCUCCUGCUUCUGCUGGUCUUAAUCCUGCCGGUCUUAAUCUUGUUAGUACUAUCCGUCCUCUUUUGUUUCCCUCUCGUCCUUCUUCACGUUUUGAUGGACAAAAAUCCCGUGCCAAGUCUAAGGAAAAAUCUACGUCUUAUAAGUAUCGUCCUGGUUCCCAAACUGGACUAUAGAAAUGAGUUCCUGCUUCUUCUCCUUCCAUUUAAAACAAAAUCGUUACCUUUCUACUAAUUUGAACUCUUUUGCUAGUAUGUUUGUAAAAACACAAAGUUGAAAUGUGAUGAAUAAAUAUCGUCUUAUUAGCUAC
Molecule: messenger RNA, 951 nt
Organism: Gilbertella persicaria
Lineage: Eukaryota; Fungi; Mucoromycota; Mucoromycetes; Mucorales; Choanephoraceae
Exons: 1
Coding region: 77-817 (246 amino acids)
Source: RefSeq, a predicted model, not a curated record